CUCUGUCACUGUCAAAGUUCAAUAUUGUCUUACAAGUUUAACUCAUGUUGUGCAAUUUAUCUUGCAAUUUUGGCAAUAUCUUCUACAGUUUUAUAACUCAGAAUCGUCGGUAUAUUCCAGAUAAAGCAUACUACAAGUGAACCUAACAAGAUAGUGUUAAAAAUUCAAAAUGCGGCUAGUAGAUUCAUCAAAACUUUUAGAACUUCAAAACAAACCUUCAAAUAUUCGAAAUAUUUGUAUCGUGGCGCACGUGGACCAUGGGAAAACGACAUUGGCGGAUUCCUUGAUAUCUAGCAAUGGGAUAAUAUCCCAGAGAAUGUCGGGAAAGCUGCGGUACAUGGACAGCAGGCCGGAUGAACAGGAGAGAGGUAUUACUAUGAAGAGUAGCAGUAUUGCCCUGUACCACUGUCUGGAACAGCAGGAGUACUUGGUGAACUUGAUAGACUCUCCAGGGCAUAUCGAUUUCUCUAGUGAAGUGUCAACAGCAGUUAGACUUUGUGACGGAGCCAUUGUUGUGGUUGAUGUUGUAGAAGGUGUAUGUCCGCAAACCAGGCUGGUUUUAAAACAAGCAUACUCAGAGAAUAUCCGAGCCGUCUUAGUUCUUAACAAGAUUGACCGUCUCAUAUUGGAAAUGCAGCUGACACCGCUAGAUGCUUAUGUCCAUCUGAUGCAGGUGCUAGAGCAAGUGAAUGCGGUCAUGGGAGAGUUGUUUGCAUCCGGAGUGAUGGAAAAUGAAGAGUCUACAAUGGAGAAACAGCAAGAAAAAGAACAGCUGAAUAAAGAAGACAACAACUUCUAUGACUGGACCUCUGCCCUUGAGGAUGCUGAUGACUCCAACCUAUACUUCACUCCUGAACAUGGCAAUGUUGUGUUUGCAAGUGCUGCUGAUGGCUGGGGCUUUACUACACAUACUUUCGCAAAACUAUUCUCAGAUAAACUUGGUGUGAAAGAGGAAAUCUUAAGGAAAGUACUUUGGGGUGACUUUUAUCUAAACACGAAAACGAAACGUUUUAUGAAAGGAGCUCAAGAGAAGGCAAAGAAACCUCUUUUCGUUCAAGUUAUAUUAGACAAUCUAUGGAAUGUUUAUGAAACAGUAGCCAUGAGGAACGAAAAGGAAAAAGUUCCAGUUAUUUGUGAAAAACUUGGGAUCAAACUUACAACGAGAGAUUUGAGGCACACAGACUCUCGGGUCCAACUUCAGUCAUUGAUGGUUCAAUGGCUCCCAUUAUCCAUAACUGUACUAAACAUGGUUUGCCACAAGCUCCCUUCGCCUAAGGAAAUCCUACCAGAAAAGGUCGAAAAACUGAUGUGCUCAAGAAUACGCGAUUUCGAAUCGUUCCUUCCCGAAACGCAGAAACUUAAAGAAGACUUUGUAGCCUGUGAUAGUAGUGAUGAUAGACCAUUAAUUAUUUUUGUAUCCAAGAUGUUUAGUGUUGAUAAGAGCGUGUUGCCUGAGAACAAACCUAAGGUUUUGACUGCCGAGGAAAUGGCUUUGAGGAGGGAAAGAGCGAGACAGCUGCGUGAGAUGAAGCAGAUUAGUGCAAACGAUGGUGUACCCUUAGAAGAGAAAAAGGAGGAUCAAGAAUUAGAGAAGGCAGCCGAAGAAGACGUCGACCAGCCUGUAUUCAUAGCUUUUGCCAGAAUAUUCAGUGGGAAAGUAAAGAGAGGCGAUAAAGUGUAUGUCUUAGGCCCCAAACAUGACCCUUCGAAAGUCCUCAGUAAAGAUUUCCAAAUAGAUCCCAAUAAGAAACUGAAAGAUUUGCAAAGCGAUGAGCACAUUACUUGUACAGAGAUCAAAUCGUUGUAUAUAUUAAUGGGAAGAGAACUGGAAUUGAUUGAUGAAGCAAUUGCUGGCAAUAUUAUUGGUAUCGGAGGUCUAGAAGAUCAUGUACUCAGGACAGCUACAUUGAGCAGUACAGUCGCUUGUCCUGCAUUCAGUGAGAUGCAAUACUCAGUGGUGCCGAUAUUGAGAGUCGCGUUGGAACCUACUUACCCUUCGCAAUUGGCUCAAUUGGUCAAAGGAUUAAAACUGUUGAACCAAUCUGAUUCUUGCGUCCAAGUGUUACUGCAAGAGACUGGCGAGCACGUACUUAUAACAGCCGGGGAAAUACAUUUGGAGAGAUGUCUUGAAGAUUUAAAAAAUCAAUAUGCGAAAAUACCCAUCACAGUCUCCAAACCUAUCGUUCCAUUCAGAGAAACAAUUGUAGAGCCACCAAAAAUAGAUAUGGCAAAUGAAGAAAUAGACUCACAAAAUGUUGUAGAUAAAACGGUUGAUAAAGAUAUAGAUCCGGUCAUAACUGUCUAUACGAAUAACAAACAAAGCAGAAUUAAAAUAAGAGCAAAACCUUUACCGACCGAAAUAACAGCCUUAUUAGACCGAUCAACGGAUUUACUUAAAGCAAUAUCGCAGUAUAUAAAAACAUUGCAAGGCUUGCACAAUAACGACAGACUAGAGAACAAACUAGAAGACUUACAAUUAAAUGGUAACAAACACAAACUAUCCGACCGCAUGUUGAAGUUAAUUCAACAAUUUAAGGAUGAACUCCAAAGUAUUAGUGAAAAACUUGGUCCAGAAUGGAAAGAUGUGGUCAAUCAAAUAUGGUCUGUCGGUCCUAGGAAUUGUGGUCCAAAUUUGCUUUUGAAUCAGACGGCAGAUUACAGUACUAAGUAUUUGCAUCAUGAAGCUGAGGUGAAGGAAGAUCCUAGGUAUGAAUACGAGAGUAGCUUCGUGAAUGGGUUUCAAUUGGCGUCGUUGGCUGGACCGUUGUGUGAUGAACCAAUGAUGGGAGUGGCUUUUUGUGUCGAAGAAUGGAUGUUAGAUAAGACUGUUGGAGAUGAUGCCUCACAUUUUGGACCUCUUUCAGGUCAAAUAAUGUCAGCAGUAAAGGAUGGUUGCAGAAAAGCGUUUCAGGCACAACCUCAACGUUUGAUGGCGGCAAUGUACAGCUGUGAUAUUGUCGUCGACCAGAAAGUAUUAGGUAUGUAUCUACAGAUAGUUACGGUCGUAAGUGCUUUUCUAAUUCAAUAAUAUUGCUUUUGUAUGAUAGUGUUUUAAAGAGAGAGUGAUCUUUUUUGCUUGAAAUGAGUUCUGUUCUAUUUGUUCUUAUAAAAAGAUUUCGAUUUAAAUUGCACCUGAUGUGGUAAUGCUAAUAAAAUCUUAGUUGAUUUUGAAUUGAAACUUCUGUGUGUCUUGAUGCUGCAUAAGUAUGUUUUUCUGAAUGACUAUGGUAAGAUUCAAAGUUUUUUUACCGUAAUCAGUGCUGAUUACACAUUGAUGCGAAAUUUCUAUAUUUGCGAACGAAAAUGAACGAAUCAUUAUGUUUGUUCAAAACAAGUCAAAUGAAAAGAAUAUCCGUCAAAAUUUUGCAUCGUCGGCAUCUUAAAGUCACUAUUUACUUUACCAUUAGCAACGAUGCAUUACGACGCAAAAAAACCUACUUUAUUCCUGCAAAUCAUUACACUUAAAACGCUCUUAUGGCUCUAUGUGAACGACUUGACGUUGCUCUCUUCACAGACAAUAGACGCUUGUUUCCCAUGAAUAGAAAAAUUAGAUUGACACUAAGGUCAAAUAUGGAGCAUUGAAAUCAGCAUUUCGACACUCGGAUCAUUGCUUUCACAGUAAAUUCGACAGCGUCUUAAUAUUCUUUUGUUAGAAAGUAAACGCUACAUAUGCUUUGGCUAAAGCUCAAACAGAUUCUCUUUCACGUUCACACUCUACAUAUUCUAUUUGGCUUUGUGACAAUUCGCUCAUUGCUCUAAAUACAUAGGUAAUUAUUCGCGGCUUACCGAGAGUGAAAAUCUCUACAAACACUGACCGUCCAUUUAACGCACUUAUUUCUGCUUUCUAAUGUUCGAAGUGUUAUAAUAAUUGUAACGGAUCUGUGAGAAAAUUGAUUAGUGCAAAGUUAUUUUCUUGAGCGAAUUCCGCAACAGUUCUCAUUAACGAUGAAUCGCGUUACAGUAGCGCUUCAUUAAAUCCUACGUAAAUAAUGGCGUUUAAUUUCUCCUUAAAAUUGGUAGAACUUAAUCACCUGUCAAUCAAACGAUACUCGAUAAUUAUCUUUGAAUAAGUUCAAUAGAAGCUUCUAUUCAGACUGCAUAUCAGAUAUCAUAAACAAAACGAUUAUUUGUGCGAGUUAAGUUACCGUGAAAUAGUUAUUACAUUUUUUGUUGUGUAAGAAGUAGUCUAAUUAGAAACAGUAGCCAAUCAGAUUUGUUGGUGCUGUCACCUGUAAUGAAAAUGAUUUCAAAGUAAAAUGCGUGUCAUUAAUAUUAAUUCUUUCAUUGGAACUAAUUUACAAUCGUCAUAACACGGAAUUACGGAAACAGACAUAAUGUCGGUAUUUCAAUCCAACGAUGACACCGAUAUCAUUUAUUAUUGUAAAAACAUGAUUUGACACUUAGACAGAAUUCAAUAUAUUAUAUAGGAAGCAUUUUGACAGUUUUUUUUUUACUGAAAAGCACUGGCAGGAUUGUCAUCAACAAAAAUCGUUAAGUUAAAUAAACGUGUUCGAAUUUUUAUGGUUUUGAAUUUGGAACACGGUUGUCCAAGCAAAGUGUUACGCUUUGAUACGAAUAUUUAUCCGAAUAAUCUGUAGUAUUUUUUUUUCAAAUUUUCGGAAGCAUUUUAAAUAAGACCAAAACCACCUUUUAAAAAGCUUGUAAGGGAUAUGAGUAUUACAAGAACUCUUGGUGAAACCCGAUAGCUUUUUAAACACGAGCUAAGUCGAUACGUGUUAUUUUUUAAUGGUAAAGCCGUUAAUGCGUAAGAAAUGCUUGUCAGUCGAAUUGAUGGGUCGACAUGUCGAUGUUGGCAACCAGAUUGUAUCGACACAUACACAAAACAAUUUUGUACACUUUCUACGAUUAUUUACUUGUUAGUUUCGCUUUCUUAGAACACUGUUUAUUUUAUAUCUUGCGAUGACUGACGCAGCAUUGUUUCGGCCUUCAAUGAAAGCAGCUAUUCGAUUUUCAAUCCGACGUUAAGCAUAUCGAAAACGAGAAAGGCUUUGCAAUCAGAAAUGUUUUCUUUUACAUUAAUGUAUUUAUUAGCUCUAAAGAGGUUUUGUAUGCAUUAAGAUAUUUAUGUAAUCGCGAGUUGGAGGUGUUUUUUUUGAUAAAGAGAUUAAGUUACUUACGAAGAUACUGCCUUAUUUAAAAAACAGGACUACGAGGUGAUUAUAUUAAUAACUUAAACACAUAAUUACUGUGUCUUAGAUAAUAUAAAUUAUAUAUUCAAUUACUCGUUAGGAACGGUAAUGGCGUCCACAUAUUCAUUAUUCAGGUUACCUCUCACCGUAUCGUAUCGAGCUCUGUCAAUAUAUCAAUACUAUCAGUACUUACUUUAAACAUGGAAAACUGUUAAUUCAACGGACUAACGCGAUUUUGUACGUAACUGUCCGAAUCGUAAACGGUUUAUCUAAGGCAAGUUUCGCGUGUGGAAUUCUCGUGAUAAGUAUAGCGGAUAAACGCCUUUUACGCUGUCAAUCGUGACGGAAGUCGCCAUUCGUAAUUGGUGGACGAAUCGGUUAUAUCAUAUUGGAUGCACUCCGGAGCUGUACGAAUCUCCGUGUAACCGAGUUGAAUAUAAAGAUUCGUUGUAAGCGUAAAAUUCUAAAUCGAAAAAUGACAAUUAAACCUCUUUUUCACGCCGACGUGUCUAUGUGUGCGUGUGAAGUAUGUUUUCAACAAAAAGAAAAAAUAAUUGACAGUCUGAAAUACCGAACCAGCCAAUACUAACUAUUAUAGGUAUAUUUAUUACACAUACAGCUAUUUUUGAAUGAAUAAGCUCAAUAUUUUAUUAUAAAACCGGUAAUGAUUACACUUAAGCGUCGGCUACCGUUUAAAUCAAACACAGUUACGUGAAUCACUUUAUGCAAUAACAGAUGGCCUUGAACGAUGAUUCAAGUCACCGAUCGUACGAGUAUGUACGCGAAACCUGUAUUUACUAUUUUCACUCAGCAAAUGAUUCUUUUACAGGUCCAUAAUUAAAAUGAAGUCAUCCUUCCAAGCUCAUUUUUCUGCUGUAUUAAUUUAUCUCUAUAAAUUGCAGUUGAAAAAAAUACGUCUCAUGUAUUAUUGCAUGGCGUCGUGUCAGCUUUUAUUAGUCUAUUUGUUUAUCCUGUACUUUUAUAGGAAUAGACCUUAUUUAGCUCAAAUAUUAUCGUAAUGGAUAUUAAUAUAACCUAUUUUUUUAAUACAUUCAGCAUCCUUUAUAAGUCAUGCAUAAUGCGAAGAAAUACGUUAACGUCGCUACGUUGUAGAGUAUUCUGCUGUAAAUGUCCGCGCUUUUCACCGAACACAAUGGACUAAGAGGCUAACCUUUCACCAGCCGAGAUAUCUAAACAACCCUUGCAGGAUGUCGUGACUCCGCGCCGGUACACUCCCAUGCAUAUUUAUGUACACGCUUCAAUCAUGGACAGAGAAAAUAAUGAUGUACAAAAACUGGGAAAGGAUAUCAUUAGCCAGUCGGAUGCUGCUAGCGGCCGAUACAAUAAUGUGGUCAGUAAUGAUAUCGGUAAUCGGAUCGGAUCGAUGUAGCUCACUCGAUAUUCUGUAAUCGACUCUCGCUCUAUUAAUGCUCAAUGCGUCACGUACACUCUUUUAAUACAUUCACUACAAUUCUCUCCGCCUUCGUUAAACCCUCAAAGUUUAUUUUACUGUAUAAUCAAAUAAAUAUUUACAACGACACUUAGAAUUUAUUGAUCAAUAAAAUAACGUCGCUUUGGGUACCGUGUCUUGCAUUUCACUUCCACUCCGAGAUAUGUGUUUUCGAGUUGUGAUUGCUAUUGUUAAGCAAUUCUUUUAUUUUCAGUAGAUACACAAAUUGAAUUUUGUAUUACAUUCGGUUGUAUUCUAUGGAUGUUGAGCAAUAAUUUAAUUGUAAGAAUUCGAGCAUGAAAGUCUAAUGCUAUCCGCUAUUAUUGAACCGAGUACCAUUGUCACAAAAGAAAAUAAAGAUUAGACGCGUAUAGGGUUACGUAAAGGCCCCAUGCUUGCGUAAGUUAGAAAUGUUAAUUUGAUUGUUAAAUAGAAAAUAUUUUUGUAAGAGCAGCAGUUAAAUAUUGUCACGGUGUAACCAUGAAAUUGUAAACAGAGGUUACAUCAAUAAUAUUGUUAGAGUGUUUGUUUAUUUGGUUUCACAUUAAUGGUCUAUGUUAAAGGCCAAUGUUGUCUUAUUUGUCUACUUACAUCGUCAACUUAUUAAUUAAAUAUUCCAAAAAUAUUUUUUUCUAGGAACAUUCCUAGUGACGUGCCUGGUGACUGUAUCUAUUAUUUUAAGUAGUACAAGUAUCUAGUACUUGUAACUUUUCACUACUCACACUAAACAGUAUACACUAACAUCUAAUACUGCCCAUACAUCAUAACACAACUAAUAUGUUAUUCAGCGAAACGUUUUCUCUAAUAAAACGCUCUCGCACAAUUCAUGUUUACGAGUAUUCCAACCUAGUCCGUUGUUCACUGUUCCUAAGGUACUGCCCCUUUCUCUUCAAUACCGUCCAUACUUUCUACAAGUAAUGCGUACUGAUUAAUUAGACACGAUUAGUAUCGAUUGAUACCUUUUUAAUGAUUCAUUUCUCUCGCGAAAGUGAGAUUUGUUUGGAUUUAAACUCGUUUUGAUGCGAAUUAUACAGUAAUUAUUUUAGUUACGUUUUUGGUAAGAUUUUUCCGACGAUUGUUAUUAUUGUUCAUCUUUAUUGCCUUUUAACUUUACGAUGCUUUGAAUGGGUUGUAAUUUUUAAGUAAAUAUCAUAAUUCUUGGGUAAAUGCCAAACAACCACUUAGCAUAAUCGCUUAAACAAAUUUUGUCUGCAAACAAAUACCGCAAAAAUACUUUCAUACACGGCGUAAUAGGCUACUUUUAUCAACUGAUGGCCCAAAAAGAGUUCCGUACAAAGCAAUGUAACUGUACCUGUUAGAGUAAUUUUAAGAAGCCUACUCAGUCUCAAACAGUGGUUUCUUUGAAGCUGCCGUAUCUUAAUUCAUAAUCUCCCCUAGUUCUACAAACACAAAUCGUAAAAUAUAACAAAUUGAGUGUUAGAUGGAACUCUAACGACCUUAAUAAAACGUCGCGACCUUUCCCAACAUUAAAUUCUUUCACCGUGUGCAAGCGCAUGACAAUGGAUCCACAUAUGUAUGUAUGGGGUGUUUAUGAAGUGCCGUUUUAUUUUAAUUGUUAAAUUAGUGACAAACGGAGUAGAUUUCCCUCAUUCUUAAUUUUUGUUAAGUUAUGUGUUCAAGCUUGAACAAUGUGUGGCGUUUUUUUUUAGAAAUGUGAGGAAUUAUUUGAGUUAUUUGCGGCUUGAAAUUAUAAUUGUUUGAUAUUUGUAAGUUUUGUUGCACAUGCAUAAAGGUGAUACUGAGGUAAAGAAUUAUAAAGUCAAAUUUUAUUUUUACCUAAUUCCUCACUAACGGUGACCUCUUUCUCAAUACUUUAAUUAAAAACUAAUCAUCGUUUUACCUACCCUUAUACUAACUGGAUAUUAAAAAGUUAACGAUACUGAAGCUCCGGUGGAAAGUCGAGUUUAUUAUGGAUAAACGACACUAAAAUGCAAAUAGCAGAACGUCAGCGAUGCAGACGCAUCUUAUCCGCGAGUCCGUUAUAUCUGCCUGGUGGCGCCUAACAACGGUGAAUUUUAAAUAUUUAAUACCUUUAAGGAAAACAGAUUCUUCUAACUUCUAGUUACGUCAUACUGCAGCUGUUCACGGCUCGGUACUCGAUGAACGAUGGACCAUCAAACUUUCGAUAAUUAUAUGCAGAACGGUAUUGUUUUGCCUUUCUACCAAAUUGAAAUAGCGUUGAUCACUGACCAAUUUGCAGGUUUACAAAUGGAUUUCUUGUAAUUUAUUUGGUAAAUCGAGGAGUUGUUUAUUACUUCAAAUUAUUAUUAAUAAAAUUGAAAAUAAAUUAAAUAGUGUACGAUGUAAUAUAUAUUCUGAAUGGCUUUUGUGAUUCACUCGGAAAGCAUAAGUCAUAAUGAAGUUGGAUCAUAAUAGCUGUAGCGAUUUCAUGGCCAAGAAAUAAAGGGGUAUUAUACGCUUACGGUUUGACGCUGAGAACGAUUAGCAGCUAUAUCCAAUUCAUCAACGGAACACAUUAGAAAUUCAUUCAUUACGGAUGAUGAAGACCGUGUAGCAGUGAAAGUUCACAUUGUGAAAUGUCUCCAGUAUGUCCAAAAUAAAAUUUGCUUCUAUCAAAAAUUUGCGGGCUCACACCACAGAGAAACGACCACAAAGUCGCUAAUGAUAGGAAAGUACCGCCACAAUAUGAGUUUGGACACUUUUUUGUGUAUUGUCUGCGAUUUUUCGAAGUUUCCGAAUCUAAGUGCUUUCUCUAUUAACUUUUUUCAUAUUUCCAUAUCAACAAAAACGUUAUUCGAUGUGAGUUUCUAUUUGCGUUCUAUUGUCACAUGUUAAUCGUUGUUAUUAAAGUUUAUUUUGUUCUUUUACUGUUGUUAUUGUAUUAUGUAUUCGUGAAGCGUAACUUUUCGAGAGCAAAAACCUGAUUGAAUAUGAAAAAUGUCACCGUAAUUUAUUACCGCGGCCCUUAAUAUAAAAAUACCCAUAUUGCUAUAUUUUUUGCUGUAUCUUUGAAAGGUGCUAAUGACCUAACUACUGAAAAUAGUUGAAUUUAGUCAAUCAUAGUCUUGUUUUUUGUUUUACAUAAUCUUAAUGGAACGCCAUUGUUUAUUUUUUUGGUUAAUUAUAACUUAAUGGCUAUAUGUAAAAUCAUUUUCUUGGACUUUGUGAUGACACAUCGAUUUCAUACAAAUUGUUGGUAUUUUGAACUUUUUGUGAAGGUACUAUUUGACAGAUGGAACUUUUAAAAUGAUAGGUACAAGAAUUUCAGACUAAGAAAAACAUUUUGUCAUUGAAUCUGAGACGCUUUUAAAUGAAACGGCAGUUUCACUAAUUAUCUGAUUGUUGUGCUUUAAUUAUAUUACCUAACCUAAAAGUAAUCUUUUUGAAUCCGAACUAAUUUAAUUAAUUUGAAAUAGCAUGAAAUGAACUGACAUAAUCCUUAGAGCAAUUAUAACAUUUUUGUUACGUACAAAUACCAGUAUUGUUAUAAAAAGCAGUUUGUAGUUUAAACAAACGCAAUAAAUUACGGCGGUGUAUUUUUAAACGCAUUGCGAGAGUUUUCUGAGUUCAUUAUCAACAAUAUUGCUUCUUUAUGCUUAAUUUAGUACCCUGUGAUGCGUUCGUAGGUACUGUAAUUAAAACCGAAUGUUCAUCAAAUAGAAGCAGCAACUUUCCUUGCAACGCCUCUACUAUUUUCGUACUUCAAUGUAAUAAUUAUAAUUUAAUACGAGCGAUGAUUAGUGGGAAUGCCUUAAACGUUCAUUACUAACCAUUACUGGGCAAUAGAAACUGUCUAACAUGUAAGCGAGUGUAAUAAUUUAGUUUACAUAUAGUCACAGGGCGUAACACAUUGUACUCUUCUUGCAAAGCUUUUUACAAUCGUAAUCCACUUCAUCGAGUUUCUAGGAAAUAAAUAAUUCAUAGCAAUUUGCACGGCUAAUGUGAGAACAUGCUUAGAGCUGGUGAAUGCACACCAACCUUUCUCUAAGGGCUCAUUAGCUCGAAUUUAUGUGCUCUCACCGUCCGCCGGAUAACUUGCAAGCCAUAUCGGAAAGGGCUUUUAUGUCACAUAUUUUACACCUAGCGUGUGUGCGGUACGAUUUAUGUAUUGGUUGCCUUUAACUCAACCUCGCGACAUUAACGGGCACUGCGUGAAAACAAGUGGUAACUAACUUUAGAAAAGUUGUAGCUAUUAGACUGUGAACAAAUUGGAAAAAAGAUAAU
Molecule: messenger RNA, 10806 nt
Organism: Trichoplusia ni (cabbage looper)
Lineage: Eukaryota; Metazoa; Arthropoda; Insecta; Lepidoptera; Noctuidae
Product: elongation factor-like GTPase 1
Exons: 10
Coding region: 170-3028 (952 amino acids)
Biological process (GO): cytosolic ribosome assembly
Cellular component (GO): ribonucleoprotein complex; cytosol
Molecular function (GO): GTPase activity; GTP binding; ribosome binding
Source: RefSeq, a predicted model, not a curated record